AUGCCUCCGGUCGCACAUCCACCGUCAACAUGGCGGAGGUCCGCCGCCACCCAGCCGGCAUCGGCUUCGCCGAGCUACGGAUGCUUCUCCUCCUCGGCCCCGGCCUUCGGCAUCUUCAGCCUCCUCGUCGUCUUCGUCGUCCCCAUGGUCGCGCUCGCUGUCCUCGUCUUCUUUUCUCUCCUUCUCGUGGCCUACCUUGUCGUCGGUUUUUUCCUCCUCCCAACCCAUCCGCAUGCCGCCGCCCUCCAACUGGCGGCUGCCGCCUGGAGCGACGACGAAUCCUCCUCCUCCGCCACCCAGGGCUACGCCAGCGUCCUCACUCGCAUUGCCCUCGCCUUCUAUGGCGUCAUCUUCUCCCUCUUCUAUUGCUUGUACCUCUUUGCCGUAAUAGAUCCUCCGGUGCUCCUCGACCCCGACGUCACGCUCCGCCGCCUCGGCGCCCCUCGCGGCCUCGACCCCGCCGUCAUCGAGACAUUCCCGACCGUCGUGUACUCCGCCGUGAAGGGGCACAAGAUCGGCGAGGCGUCGCUGGAGUGCGCCGUGUGCCUGACUGACUUCGGGGACGACGACAUGCUCCGCCUGAUCCCCAAGUGGCUCGCCUCCCACACCACCUGCCCCGUCUGCCGUGCCGACCUCGCGUCGCGGCCGGCUGGCGACUUGGCAAGUCAACUCGUCAAGUCAGGCACUGAGCCGCCGCGGUUCGAGGUGAAGGUCGAGGCGGCUUCGCCCGACGGCGGCGCAGCAGAGAGGAGCCGGCAAGAAGGACGACCGGAGCGAAUCCAGCCGCCGGAUCCAUGGGACAAGAACGAGAGCGGCAGCUUCAGUAAUCCCAACCGAACAGGUGGCUCAGGCAGGAUCCGGAGGUUUCCCCGUUCGCACUCGACCUGGCACUCGCUAGUCCGACCGGGCGAGGACAUGGAGUGUUUCACCCUGAGGCUGCCCGCCGAGGUGAGGAAGCAAUUGAUGGACCGGCCCGGGCCGGUCCUGCCCCUGGAAGGUUGCUCGAGGCGAGGAUAUCGAUGCGAAGGCGAAGGGAGCAGCCUAGGGAGGCACUCCAGGAGGCCGGACCGCCUCGACUGGGCGGCCAAGUUGGAGAGGUGGGAUUUCAAUAGUACCUCGCCUAGAGUGGCGGCCGAUGGUGGCGGAGGGCCCUCUCAGGGUGGCUCAGGCAGGAUCCGGAGGUUUCCUCGUUCGCACUCAACCGGGCACUCGCUAGGUCGACCGAGCAAGGACACCGAGCGUUUCACCUUGAGGCUGCCCACCAAGGUGUGGAAGCAAUUGAUGGACUGGCCCGUGCUGGUCCUGCCCCUGGAAGGUUGCUCGAGGUGA
Syzygium oleosum is the source of this 1329-nucleotide messenger RNA. Its product is annotated as E3 ubiquitin-protein ligase ATL9-like. The transcript is spliced from 3 exons. The record is from RefSeq and is a predicted model, not a curated record. Lineage: Eukaryota; Viridiplantae; Streptophyta; Magnoliopsida; Myrtales; Myrtaceae. Bases 1 to 1329 code for a protein of 442 amino acids.